UAUCGUUAUUUCGUGCAAAAUAGAUAAAGAACUAAACUUGAAAUCAUGUCCUCACAGAUAGCAGGCGAGAAGGACGUAUCCUCAAAAGACAUGGCGGGUAAACACGCACUGCUCCGAGAGAGGUACCCCAUGCUGACAAAUUCCUUGCUGAAACGCAUUAUGCCCACUACCCUUAAAUUUAUGGUGGUGCGUCAUCCUUUCGAGAGAGCUCUUUCGGCCUAUCGGGACAAGCUUGAGGAUUAUGCACGGGACCUGAAAGACAGAGGAGGCUAUUAUUAUGCAAUCUACGGCAAGAAAAUAGUCAAGGCCUACCGCAAAGAGGGGACCAGCGGAGAGGACAGCAACCAGCACAGGGAACCAACCUUCCGAGAAUUCAUCCAGUACCUCCUUGAUACAGACGUUGAAGAAUAUGACGAGCACUGGAGGCCCAUUUCCCUUCUGUGCACACCUUGCCAUAUUAAGUAUGAUGUCAUUGCAAAGAUGGAGACAUUGUCGAGGGAUGCAGACUUCAUCCUGUACCAUCGUGGGCUGGCUGAUACUGUUCAUAUAGAAUGGUCACACAGGACAGACCAGCUCCAGAAGACGUCAGAUGUGGCAAGAACCUAUUUCUCACAGCUGACCUCCAGUGAAGUGAAACAGCUGUAUCAUAAAUACCUUCAAGACUUUCUAAUGUUCGAGUAUGAUUUGGAACCGUAUAUGAGAUUGACACAAACUUCAAAAGUCAACUCAACUUUAACCAUAGAUGGGAAUGAGGGUGAGGACGAGUACUAUAAUGAGGACGAUGAAGAGAAUAAUGAAGAUAAUGAGGAUGGUGAUGAGGAGGAGGAUGCAGAGUAUGAGGAAGAGGAGACUCCUAGCACAGGUGAUCAUGAUUAUGAAGAAUAUGCAGUUGAUGAUAAAAUCAGCGAAGUUGAUAAUAACCUUUAAAGUGUUGUCAUAAAAGGUUAUUAAGUAUUAUUUUACAUAGAAGUUACUAUUGGCACAUUGGUGUUUACACAGCAAAGUGGCAAUUAGGCUUCUUAUUUUUAUCUGUGAUUUUAACAUAUAAAAAUUUCAUUGACCUUUAAAUAGAUAAAUAUUCACAGCAUUGUGUUUAUACCUUGAAAUAUCAUAAUGAAAACCUCUACAUUAAUUCAUAAACUUUAAACAAACCCAUGAUUAUAUAGGUAUUAUGCGUUGGCUUAUGUAUUUUAUAAUUGUGUUGUGGGCUUUCUAGAGAGUGGGUUUGCAGCAAUUCUGAAAAUGGGGCAUUGAAACAAUGUUAUGUAUUAGUUAAGUUUUUUUAUGUUAAGGUCUAAGCACUUACCAUUCAUCAUAAUAUUUUGACAUCUGUCAAAAGUGAGAUCAUUACAUUCAUUGCUUCGCUCAAUUAUCUGAGGGCCAAACAUUUAAUGUAAAUAAUGUUUUUGCUGUGGGCUGUUCAAGAUCAAAUUUAGAGAACCAUUAUAUGUGUUGCAACUACAGGUAUAAAAACCAUAAAUAUGCCUUUGUUCCAGUUGUGGAUUGUUACAUAGUUUGCUUCUUUGGGCUUUAAUGUAUUUGCAACAUCUAUUGCCAAAUACAGAAGGGAUAAUGUCAUCCAGAUUAUAAUCUAAUGUUGUACUAGAUCAACUGAUCUCAUUUUACAUGUUUUAAAAUAAAUUUACUUCAUAUAUAUACAUAUACAUAUACAUAUACAUAUAUAUAUAUAUAUAUAUAUAUAUAUAUAUAUAUAUAUAUAUAUAUAUAUAUAUAUAUAUAUAUUUGAAUCAACCCAUCAGUGUGAUAAGUAUGAUAAAUUAGUGUGUAAAAUGAAUGAAUGAAAGACUAAGUGAAUGUUGUUUUUAAAAUGACAUUGAAAAAAAUGUGUGUUCUGUAUGUCAUUAGAUAUAAGUUAUAUUGCAAAUCGAUUGAGACUUCUUGACAACCAACUAUUAGUAAGACAAGUGUCAAGCCUUACUAUCUUGCCUAAAGCACCAGCACCUUCUGUGAAGGUUUGACAGCAGUGUUAUAAGAGCAAUUAUUAUUUAUGAAAUUGUGAGUCAUGGGGCACGAGAACAUUUUUGUUACUCACUGUAUCACUCAAACACUUCUCUAUGAGUAGUGAAUAAAGUGUUGAGCAAUGUCA
This is a messenger RNA of Penaeus chinensis, 2107 nucleotides long. RefSeq names its product carbohydrate sulfotransferase 11-like. Gene Ontology annotation, molecular function: sulfotransferase activity. The record is from RefSeq and is a predicted model, not a curated record. The coding region runs from base 46 to 927 and encodes 293 amino acids. The transcript has 3 exons. Gene Ontology annotation, cellular component: membrane. NCBI's taxonomy places the organism in Eukaryota, Metazoa, Arthropoda, Malacostraca, Decapoda, Penaeidae. Gene Ontology annotation, biological process: carbohydrate biosynthetic process.